This is a messenger RNA of Effrenium voratum, 1499 nucleotides long. NCBI's taxonomy places the organism in Eukaryota, Dinophyceae, Suessiales, Symbiodiniaceae. The record is from the annotation of a GenBank genome assembly.
AGCCAGCGAAUUUUUCUCAAGGGCUGCGUGAGAUAGCCAUGCUGCAGGCCAAAAGCUAUCCGAGCCCACAGUAUGCACAAGCACCGAGGGUCUACAUCCCGGCAGGACACCCGAACCACGUGGUGAGCUGGCAUGGCCCCGGGCAGGCGAUGGCGCCGGCGCCGGCGAUGAUGCAGCCGGUCGCCAGCCCCGUGAAAACGGGCGCCAGCCCCACCUCCCCGGCCGGAUCGCCGCAGCCCCACCGGUACGUCAUCACCAAGGUGCAGGCUGCCGCGCCGGUGGCGCAGCCCCAGCCCCUGCUGCCGGGGCAAAGCCCCGUGCCAGGGGUCUAUUCCCCGGUGAGCCAAGCCACGUAUGCCAGUCCUGUGGCCCCACGAGCGUUGUGGUCUCAGCCGACGGCAGCUCCACAGAAGCAGCGGAAGUCCGUCGCGAUGCCCACAAUGCCAUCCCACUCCCCCUCGCCGCCGAGCUCGCAAUCUGGCAAACGGGUAGUUGUGCAAAGCCCCAUCUCGCCGGCGGCAAAGCCACGGCCGGAACAUGCCCCGGUGAACAUGAAUGGCCGGGUCUUCGAUCGCAUCAAGGAGCUGGGAAGCGGCUCCUUCGGCGUGGUCUGGGAGGUCGAAGAGCAGAAAAAGUCGGGUGCUUCGCCGAAAUCGGAGCACAAGCUGGCGCUGAAGAAAAGUACGCCGGCCAAGAAGGAACUGAUGGAAGCUUGUCUGCUGGAGGCAGAGGUGCUGCAGCAGUUGGCCCGGGAGUUGCCUCCCGAGGUCGCUCAGCGGAACGUCGUGCCGAGGUAUGUCACCCAUUGCGUGGUCUCUGUGAACGGCAAGACACAAGUCUUGUUGGCAAUGAGCAAGCUCGAUGGCGUACCUCUGGACCAAUGGCUGUAUGGCAUUGACGAGCAGGAGCUGAAAGUUAUCAGCAUGCCGGACCUCCUGGACGGGCCACUGCCGAAGGGCCAGCGGUCCACCAGGAGUCUGGACUCUGCCAGCAGCGUGGUGACAGUACUGAUGAAGCAGAUGAGCCCGGUCUUUGCAACACUGCAAAAGAUCGCUUUCCAUCGGGACAUCUCGGCCCACAAUUUCUUGAUCGAGGAGUGCGAGGAUGCUGCCGUUCCCGUGAAGUUCGCGGUGCUUGACUUCGGCUUGGCGGUUCGCUCGGGUGGCUGGAAGCAGGAGUGGCGGGGCCGUAACAUCGCGGGAGAUCCCCGGUACUUUGCUCCCUCCGCCUGGAUGCAGCUGACGCACGGGUACAGAUAUUUGGAGAACAACCCCAAGGCUUAUUGGCAGCAACAAUAUGCAAAUCGCCUGGACCACUACGCCUUCGGGGUACUCAUAUGUGAGGUUUUUUUUGCGUUAUGGCAGGGUCCUGAGGAGCUCGGCGUUUCCCAGGAGGCGGACGUGGCAGAAUGGAGGAAAGCACUUGAGACAGCACGCACCGCAUGGCGUCGCUACUGGACGACGUGCGUUGGCCUUUUCCAGAGGUUUCAUUCCACAGGA